This is a messenger RNA of Ambispora leptoticha, 402 nucleotides long. NCBI's taxonomy places the organism in Eukaryota, Fungi, Glomeromycota, Glomeromycetes, Archaeosporales, Ambisporaceae. The record is from the annotation of a GenBank genome assembly.
AUGAAAGACACGGACUCCGUAAGUGAAGCCCCUCUUACAGACGAAUCCAACUUACUUGUUUUGAUAAUCGACACUAAUCCAUUUGCCUGGGCAAAAGCCGCGGCCACGCCAGGAGGUUUAUCUUUCGACCAAGCUCUCAGCCAAAUUUUAGUAUUCAUCAAUGCACACCUCGCAUUGAAACAUGAUAACAGACUUGCAGUCAUAGCAAGUCAUGUAGGUGUUAGUAAAUUCCUUUAUCCAAUACCUGAAGCAAAUGCUCACUUGAUUGAAGAAAUAGACUCCUCAAAUGAUAGUAACAUGUAUCAAACUUUUCGUGCUGUCAACCAACAUGUGACUGCCGGUGCUAUAAAUCUAUUAAAAGAUGUGGACACUCAAAUUUCAACUUUGGAUCAGUGUAAAUAA